Asparagus officinalis (garden asparagus) is the source of this 1693-nucleotide messenger RNA. Its product is annotated as CBS domain-containing protein CBSX5-like. NCBI's taxonomy places the organism in Eukaryota, Viridiplantae, Streptophyta, Magnoliopsida, Asparagales, Asparagaceae. The record is from RefSeq and is a predicted model, not a curated record. The transcript has 2 exons. The coding region runs from base 329 to 1516 and encodes 395 amino acids.
UAAAGGACUAUAGCACUAAAACUUGCUAUCUAUAUAUAUAUGUAUUUAUACUUCUCACUUCCCGCAUAAGCUCACAAUUAAAAAUUGAUCCGAAGCAUGUACAUAUCAAUAAUACUCAGAUCAAUAUUUAAGUACAAAAGCAGCAUGGCUUAAUCGAUAAAUUUAAAAAUGUGCAAAAUUGGCACAUUCCUAUAAAGAUAUUCUCAGUAUCCUGUCCACUUUCCUCUAUAAAUACCGGUCACGCUCCCCUCUACCCUCUCUCACCAAACUCUUCCUCUCUUUCUCCCUUCCCUCUUCUGAAUCUAUCCAAAGGUAAAUUUUCCAGCGCAUGGCAGUUUGCUUGCAGUCUAAUGUGGCUUCUGAUCUCUGCAUCGGAAAACCAUCGCUGAGAUCGAUACCGAUCACCGCGAGCGUCGGCGAAGCGUUGGUGGCGCUGAGGGAAUGGGGAGAGGCUAAGCUUGGAGUCGCGUUAGGUGAGAAGAAGAGCAAGGACAAGGCAGGAGGCAUCGUAGGAGAUAUUUGUAUGGUUGAUGUGUUAUGCUAUUUAUGUUCUCAGCAGAACAUCAAGUGCCCUGUUUCUGCUCUUCAGAACCCCGUUUCAGUUCUCCUGUCGAAAGGCGAUGGAGUCGUUAGAGCCAUCGAUCCAGAUUCGAGGUAUGAAUUUUACAUAAUUAUCGUGGAUUAUUUAGAAUUUUUUUGCAGGAAACUGCUAUUAUAUUGGAUGUUCUGGACGUCAUUCUUGAUGAGAAUGUGCAGGCCUCCAUGCUUCACUAUCGACGCCUCUUUUGCCUUCCAGAAGCAAAAGCAUCAAGAAUUCAGCUGGCUAACGCAAGAGGACCUGCUCCGUUUCUUCCUCAACAACAUUUCCUCUUCUCCUCCAUCGCCCCCUCUCCGUCGCCGACGCCGCCUCGCUGCGCCGACGUCCUCUCCAUCCACCACGUCGCUCCGGCGACCUCGCCCUCCCCCUCCUCCGCUCGCCCUCCUUGACGGCAGGCUCCGUCGCGUCGUCACCGACGACAGGAAACUCAUCGGCGACAUCCCCCCGUCGAUCCUCUCCGGCCUGUUUUCUGACGACACGGUCGCCCCCGCCGUGGCAUCUCUCUCCGUUGCCGAGCUCAUGGCCUACAUCGACGACUGCUGCAGCCACAGGUCAGCGUCAGAGCCUGCCCUGCAGCGCGUCAAGGCCAGACUGCAGGAGGAGGGGCUAACAGGAAUGUUGGGGUUCUUGGAGGGAAAUGAAGUUACGUUUCCAAUGUCUCCGUCAUCGUCGGAUGACGACGAGUCGGUCAAGAAAUCGAGGAAGCCGAGAAGGAUGAGGUCAGGGAGCUACAUGGGGAGGAGGUCGGAGGAGGUGGCUGUGUGUUAUGAGGAGAGCUCGCUGGUGGCGGUGAUGGUGCAGGCGCUGGCGCAUAGAGUGAACUAUGUGUGGGUUGUUGAUGAUGAAGAGGAGUUCGGGCUUGUUGGGAUUGUCACGUUUCAGGAUAUGUUGAGGGUGUUCAGGGAGCAGAUUCAGUGAACCACCCCAACUUUUUUGGUGUUAAUUUUGUGUCAAUAGUUUUGGCCUCUGUUUGUUUGUUCCAUCCCCCCGAUCUUUUUUCUUUUCUUUUUUUUUUUUUUUUGUUGGACCAUGAAAAGUUGCAAAAUGUUUCAUUAUUCCCUCUAAGAAGAAAUUUGCUUCUUGGCAUUGUAUCUU